Hippocampus zosterae (dwarf seahorse) is the source of this 7541-nucleotide messenger RNA. RefSeq names its product ras responsive element binding protein 1a (gene rreb1a). The coding region runs from base 616 to 5697 and encodes 1693 amino acids. The record is from RefSeq and is a predicted model, not a curated record. Gene Ontology annotation, cellular component: nucleus. Gene Ontology annotation, molecular function: DNA-binding transcription activator activity, RNA polymerase II-specific; RNA polymerase II cis-regulatory region sequence-specific DNA binding. Gene Ontology annotation, biological process: regulation of transcription by RNA polymerase II. Lineage: Eukaryota; Metazoa; Chordata; Actinopteri; Syngnathiformes; Syngnathidae. The transcript is spliced from 20 exons.
UUCAAAGAAGUUGCUGGGCUGCGCGUGCGCGCAAAGGAAGAAGCCUCCCGCGGGCGGGCGCGUGCGCGUGCACAGAGAUGCUUGAUGGCCACGUCCCCUUGGAGAUACACGCACACACACACACACACACACACACACACACACGCACACAACACGUGAUGGGCUUUAGUGUACGGCUUUAGAAACACACACACACACACACACGGAGGAGGAAGAGGAGGAGAGGCCGACGACUUGAACACACAACAAGCUUCUUCUUCUUCGAGUCUUUUUGACUCGAGUGACUUGCGAGAGAUUCGAGCGAGGGAGGGAGGAAGAGGAGGGGAGGAGAAGGAGGGGGAGGGGGGAAGAGGAGGAGGAGGAGAAGCCGGAGUAAAGUUUGUCCAAGUUUGCACAUCCCUUCGGAAACGCCAUUUUGAUUCGUCUCCUCUUCGGAUCAACUUUGCAGCCUCUCCGCCGUCACUGCCUUCAUCUUCAUCCUCCUCAUCCUCUUCAUCGUCAUCCUCGGCCGCCACGAUGUCUCGGCGUAAGCAGCCCAACCCCAACAAAGUCCGCUUGUGAGCAGCGGUUGCAGACGCUCAACCCAAAGAAGCGAGCGAGCCUUUCUUUGCAGACAUGGAAAAGGCCACAGAAAAGCAGGAAGCAGGAGGAGCCAACUCGGUGGCGAAAGGCCAAGAGGCGGGGCUGGCGGAGGAGACGCUGCAGAAUAGCAUCAGUAGCAUCAAAGUUGCAUCUGAGAGCACCAAGAACGAGGACGAGAGCGCGCCGAGCCUCCAUAACGGCGGCGGCGGCGACUUGUCCUCCAUCAACGCCAUGAUGUCGGCGGUGAUGUCGGCAGCAGGCAACAUUAAUGGAGGAGGAGACGCAGGAAGUGAUGUCACUCCGGGACCCUCGCCAAGCCCCUCCCCCAGCAAAACGCCCGGGGCCUCGGCGGCCACGAGGGCGCCGCCCGGCCGCGGCGUCCGUCGCAGCCAGGACGCCAAAGAUGAUCACGCCGCCCACGUGUGCCCGCUUUGCGACAAGAGCUGCCAGUCGCAGCAUCAGCUCACCAUGCACAUCAGACAGCACAACGCCGACGCGGGCGCCACGGACCACUCAUGCAGCAUUUGCGGCAAAUGCUUGAGCUCGGCCUCGUCGUUGGAUCGCCACAUGCUGGUGCACAGCGGCGAAAGGCCCUACAAGUGCAGCGUGUGCUCACAGACGUUCACCACCAACGGCAACAUGCACAGACACAUGAAGAUUCACGAGAAGGACCCCGCCAGCAGCCUCCCGCCCGUGAGCCCGCCGUCGCCCACCAAGCGCCGCCGUCCGUCUGUCAAGCGGCGCCAAGGCCAGGAGGAUGAGGACGGCGAGGAGCCACCCGCCAAAAAGGCGACGGAGGACUCGGCCGCGGAGGACGCGGCGGCGGCGCCGCUGAAGGCCAUCGCGGGGGCGGUCAGCGCGCGCGCCGUGGAGGAGCGUGCGCUUCCUUGUCCCAUCUGCUUCAAGACGUGCGGCGGGCGGCUGGAACUGGACGCGCACAUGGACACGCACCCUGACAGCACGCUCAGGUGCGACUUGUGUUGUCUUUCGUUCCGCACCCACCGCAGCCUGUUGCGUCACAACGCGGGCGUCCACAAGCUCCUCCCCCGAGAUCCCAGCGGCCGACCGUUCAUCCAGACCAAUCCGUCCAUCCCGGCCGGCUUCAAUGACCUGGCCUUCAUGGACUUCUCCUGCAAGAAGUUCGCUCGCGUGGCGCAGGUGUGGUGCGAGACCAACCUACGGCGUUGUAUCAGCAACUUUCACCGCUUCGUCUGCGAGAGCUGCGACAAGGCCUUCCCGCUGCACUCAGCCCUGGAGCUCCACAAGAGCGCCGCCCACUCAGACGACGUGGCCCAGGAAGCGGCCGGCGCCGGGCAAAACUGCACCCGGGACGCUGGGGACGACGCGCCGCAGUUCCGCUUCAUGGAGGCGCUGGGACUCCGGCACAUUUCCAAGGUGAAGCACACCCCCACGGAGGAUGAGAUCCACCAGGCGCACCUGGACAGCAUCAAGGCGAUCCACGUGGAGCCCCUGAGCUGCAGUCUGCCCCAGGAGCUCGCCUUCCCGCCGGGUGGACCGACUGUCGGCGCGGGCGGUCUGACGGCGCUGGGCCUCCCCCUACUGGAGCAGUCGGGAGCCGCCGUCGCCGGCGCGUCCACGCUGCAGGGCCUGUCUCAGCGAGAUGCCCUGAGCCUGCUGUCCCUGCAGCCUUUCCAGGCGGGCUUCCUCCUGCAGCCCAACGGCGCCGCCGCUACCGCCGCCGCCGUCAAAGCGGGCGAGGCGGGCGGCGUGGUGGAGCUGGCCGACAUCCAGCAGAUCCUCAAAGUGGCCGCCGCCGCGCCCAAUCAGAUGGGACUGGGCUUCCCUGCGCUGGCGAAAGGGGCAGGCUUUGCCGCGGGGCAAGGUCAAGUGCAGAACCAAAAGGCCAUGCCGACGCUGAAGCCCAAGCCCCCCGUCACGCCGCGCUCCAGCCUAACGGCGAGCACGCCGCCGCCUCUGCAGAGCUCCCAGCGAGCAUCGCUGGGCUGCAUCGGUCCCGGCCCGCCGCCGCCCACGCCGGCCCUCUUCAAGUCGCCCUCUUCGUCCUCGCCGCCGGCAGCCGCCACCGCCGCGCACGAAGAGGCUGGGCCGGUCCGCAAGAAAGCGGCGGGCAAAGCAGCGGGCGCGGCGAACGCCGAGGCCGGCUCGGCCAAAGGCUCCUUCCCGUGCCGCUUCUGCGAGCAGGUCUUCUCCUUCUCGGGCGUCCUGCAGGCCCACAUGCGCUUCCACCUGGGCAUCCUGCCCCACCAGUGCAACAUCUGCGACUAUGUAGCGCCCGACAAGGCCACGCUCAUACGCCACCUGCGCACCCACAGCGGCGAGCGGCCCUACAUCUGCCGCGUCUGCCACUACCCGUUCACCGUCAAGGCUAACUGCGAGCGACACCUCCGCAAGAAGCACGGCAAGACGUCCAGGAAGGACAUUGAGAAAAACAUCAAGUGCGUCUUCUCCGCCUCGCCCGGCAACCCUAGCAGCGCCGCCGUUGCCGCCCUCUCGGCCUCCGACGGCGAGGCGGGGCGGGCCGAGGCCGCUUGCCGCUUCUGCGGCGAGGACCUGAAGACGUACCGGGCCCUGCAGAUCCACCUGCGCACGCACAACGGCUGCCAGAGGAAACCUUUCGAGUGUCGCCGCUGCGGCGCCGCCUUCCUGGCCAAGCGCAACUGCAUCCACCAUUUGCUCAAGCAGCACCCCGAGGUCCAGGAGCGCGAGAUCGAGGAGCACAUCGCCACCAUGCGGCCCGCCACCGACGGGCCGGCUCCGACGCCGUCGGUGAAGACGGAGGAGGCGAGCGGUUUCCGGCAAGAUCCCGACCAGCCUCUGGACUUCUCGGCCAAAAGCCGCGGCGCUCGCGUGGCGUCCCCGGUCAUCAAAAUGGAGAGCGCGUCUCCCACGCCAGAGCGGCCCGGCCCGGAGCCGCCCCUGGACCAGCCCAUAGACCUGUCGGUCCCCGGCAAACGCCUUUGGCGAGAAGCGGCCGAGCGGCGCCCGAUCAAGACGGAGCAAACGGCCGGCGAGGCGGCUGACGAAGACGAGACGGCGGCCGCCUCGCCUCUGGGGCGCUACCGCUUCGCCCCCGGCUCCACCCCUCCGCCCGCCCCCUCGCCCCGCCCGCAGCGCCUCAAGCCUCUCCUCCCCAAGCCCGCCUCCGUCAAGGAGCUCCCUCCUCUGGCGUCCAUCGCGCAGAUCAUCCACUCGGUGUCCGCCGCCCCCGACCUGCUGAAGAGAGAGGCGGAGGCCAAACCCGCGCCGGCGUCCGAGGCGCCCCCGGACCCGCCGGGCGGCGCCGUCCUCCUGGAGACGCCGGGGGACGACAUCGCCAGGAAGAGGAACCGCAAGAAGAGUGCCAAGGAGGCGGGCGUGAUGGACGUGAACUUGGAGUCCAGCGGCGAGUUGGCCAGCGUGGAGAAGAUGCUCGCUAACACCGAUGCCAACAAGUUCUCAAACUUCCUGCAGACCGGCGGCGCAAGCCACCUCGCCCCCAAGACUGCCCUCAGAGAUGGCGAGCGAGGCGCGAACAAGGAGGCGGGGUCGCGAGAGGAAGCCAAGACGGCGGCGUUGCUUCCCCAGUCCAAAGGCAAGAAGAACGCCUACUCCAACUCGGUGCAGAAGAUGACGUGUCCCUUCUGCCCUCGCGUCUUCCCGUGGGCCAGCUCUCUGCAGAGGCACAUGCUCACGCACACCGGCCAGAAGCCGUUCCCGUGCCCGCGCUGCGACGCCUUCUUCUCCACCAAGUCCAACUGUGAGCGCCACCUGCUGAGGAAGCACGGUGUUACCAACCGCACGCUGAGGCGCAACGGCGUCUUCGCCAAGAAAGAAAGUGACGACGGCUCGCAUGAGAGCGCCGAGAGUCAGUCCGACGCCGAGCAGCUGGCCAACGACUCGUCGCCGCUCGGCACGGCCCCUCCCGCUCCCCUGAAAGACACGCCCUCUGAGCGCCAGGGAGAUGAGCCCGCGCCACCCAGCCCCGCCCACACGGCCACCCCAGCAGGUUCGAGUCCCACGCAAGCUUCUGAGCUCGCGCAGCGGCCGGGGGCAACGGAGACCUUAACCGACGCGUCCCAGCAAGCUCCACCUAGCGCCAAGUGUGAUCACCACGACGACGACGAUUGCCACAGCAACAAAAGUUUGGAUUUGAACUUCGGCUCCAAGCUGAUUGACUUCAAACUAUCAAACUCGGCUGCCCCGGGCCCCGCCCCCGUCCCUCAAGCCAAGGCCACCGCCGCCCCCCCGACGGACGAAACGGAUGCCCCCGCAGCUGCCGUCAAGACUCAGUCGGACUGGAAGCACGUUUGCGCAACGUGCCACAAAAGUUUCCGCUACGCCACCACCCUCGCGCGCCAUGAAAGGGCGCACCUGAGCCAGGAGGGGCCGCCCGAGGAGAAGCAGCAGGCAGCGCCGCCGCCCCUGGAGGCCGACCGGGAGAACUGCGAGGUGAAGCCCGAGGGCAAAGAGGAUGAUGAGGAUGAGGGAGGAGCAACAAGGCCGGGGGAGAGCGAUGCCCCGGAGAGCGACGACAACGACGAUGACGACGACGACAACGACGAUGACGACGAGCGCACAGACGACGAUGGCAAAAGCUCAGAGACGGGGGAUCUGGCCGCCGGCUGCGCCGCCGUCGUGGACAAACGCAAAAAGAAGACAUGCGACGUGUGCGCCAAACGAUUUUGGUCGCUGCAGGACCUCACGCGACACAUGAGGUCGCACACCGGCGAGCGUCCUUACCGCUGCGCCACGUGCGAGCGCACGUUCACGCUCAAGCACAGCCUGGUUCGCCACCAGCGUAUCCAUGCCAAGACGCCAAGCGAGGAUGGCGACCGGGAUGGUCCCGCGCUCAGCGAAACCCGCCCCCCUUCCGAGAACGGGAGCGAGUGUGCCAGGGACUUGGAUGACGGCCGCGCAUCCGACCCGGAGCCCGCCGGAGGAGCGGCCGCCGCCAAGGAUGAGCCUAAACUUAACGCGGCCCCGCCGGAGGCCGCGCCUCCCGGCCAGUCGGCCGCCCGCGUGGCGCCGAACUCAAACGUUUCCAAAGAGCUCCCGGGCCAGGCCUCGAUUCAGGACCUGUUGGAGCUCCGAGCCCCGCCCACCCUGGAUCACACGUUGGCCAAUGGGGAACCUCCGGUGGUGGGUGUGGACUGAGCGUGCGCAAGAUGCCCUACCGCUAACAAGUGCCUUACUACUCAUCCUUUUAUAGCUUUUUAACUUUGUUUUGUCAGCAAUCAGAUCAAGAUGGCCGACCGGUGUCACGUGACACCUCUUGUAACUGGAAAAGAUGGCGGAUGGACAAACGUUGGCCACCACCGCCCCUCAUCUUGUGUGCGAGAACUUCUCAGUUGACUUUUUGGUGUUGGGAGUUUUCUUUUUUUCUUCUUCUUUUUUUUUCAAGUGAACAAAUGUCCUAAGUUGAUGUGCGUGUGCGUGCGCGUGAUCGCCCUGUGUUGUUGUCGGCCGGCCGCCUUGGCGCCGACCCGGGUUCCCAUUACCUCAACGCUGUCAAUCACGUCUUCCUGCUCGCGAACACGGUGGCUGGUAGCCGGUGCAACGUGUCCAGUCGUCUGCUUUGGCUACAAUGGCGCCUUUCGUGCGAUUGGCCCUCAGCGCACAACAAGAGCGAUUCGCUUUAGCAUUUAGCGAGGCCUCGCCUCAGCUUCAUCAGGGCUAACGUGACUUCUCCGCAGCUAGCCGGGGCGUUCAAACACUCAGCGGCAAGCGCUAACACAUGCGUCGUACGCGGCGAGGGACAACUGUUAGUUUAGCUCAGACGUGACGUCGCUAACUGCAAAGCAGGCCAGGUACCGUAGGCGGACGGCAGGCCAAGUGAGCAUUUGCGCACUUGCCAUCAAACACUUAGCUAACAUGCCUAUUCCCCCUCGAGCUCACACUUGACAGACAUGAAUUCUUACUUUAAUUUCAAACUUGUUCUGGCGUCUGAGACAAUCAAAUGGGUGCGGAAAAAUGUUUUUGGGUGUGAAAGUUCAACACUAUCUUGUGUCACUGGAUUCAACUUGACUUUUGGUUCAAUGCGUGUGUCGGGGGGAGACCUGGGGGGCUGUUUUGUUUGCCCUCCUGUCCAUUUGGCCCCAAAUAAAAUGAACAAGUCACCAUGACUUCACUGCUCCAACUGGAUGGACACUAACUGCUACUUUUACUUCUACUACCCUUGACAGCAGUACUACUACAGUAGAGUACAAGGACUCGAGUAGCGCCGCUUGUAUUUGGACAUGGUCAGCAUGGGUUUUCAUCUCUUGAGUGCGGCUCACGCCAAGGGCCUCGGGCUGGACGUCGCGAGCUAUCUUAGGUGCUGGCCACUGCAAGUCAAUGCAGUGACUUUGUCCACGUCACGGCGGCCGACGCUCCUCUUGAGUUUCACAUUGGCAACGCGUGGCCGCCGUUAUCAGAUUUUCAGAAGUCCGGUCGAGUCAGAUCAAACAUGCUGAGGUGAUGUUUGAAAGUUCAGUGAAGUUCAUCAAAUGUGAGGCUGAAGAUUCGCAAGCGCGCUUGGAUGAAGUCAUCGAGUUGCGCGCGGAACGCAGCUGGCCGGGCUGCAAACGAGCAAUAGAAUUAUCCAAGAGGAGAGAGAGGUUAAAAAAAAAAGCUUUAAUCAUCAAAUCUUUUGUUCUUUCUGUUAAACUGUGAACAUGAACAUGAACAUUAUUAUUAUUAUUAUUUGAUUUUUUUUCGCUUCUUCUGGGUGACUUUUAGGAUAGUGUUUUGUUUUUGCAUGCUUAAUCAAAUGAGCUUGAUGAUUUCUGUACACACACACACACACACACACACACACACACGUCAUAAAUAAAAGAUGAUGUUGCGCUCAGGGUUCUUCUCAAACUGUUUUUGUUUUGCUUCCUGAGAUGCAAAUGAUGAUUUCUUGAGUUCAUGUCGACUGUCAAUCAAUCAAUCGCACCAGCACUUGACUGUGAACACACACUCAACAAGUGGACAAAGUCGUCAAUGAAAGUACAAAAAUAAAGUUUGAAAAUGCC